Molecule: messenger RNA, 7180 nt
Organism: Mus musculus (house mouse)
Lineage: Eukaryota; Metazoa; Chordata; Mammalia; Rodentia; Muridae
Gene: Setd7
Product: SET domain containing (lysine methyltransferase) 7
Exons: 8
Coding region: 92-1192 (366 amino acids)
Biological process (GO): heterochromatin organization; chromatin remodeling; regulation of DNA-templated transcription
Cellular component (GO): chromosome; nucleus; nucleolus
Molecular function (GO): histone H3K4 monomethyltransferase activity; p53 binding; histone H3 methyltransferase activity
Source: RefSeq, marked validated
GCUUAGCUCCAGCGCUCGCUCAGCCACCAGGAGCACCCAGAGGGACGGGAGCCGGCCGCACGGCCCCGGGCUGGGUAGGGUCUCAGCCGCCAUGGAUAGCGACGAUGAGGUGGUGGAGGAAGCCGUGGAAGGGCACCUGGACGAUGACGGAUUACCACACGGGUUCUGCACUGUCACCUACUCCUCCACGGACAGAUUUGAGGGCAACUUUGUGCAUGGAGAAAAGAAUGGGCGUGGGAAAUUCUUCUUCUUUGACGGCAGCACCCUGGAGGGAUAUUACGUGGACGAUGCCCUGCAGGGCCAGGGCGUUUACACCUAUGAGGAUGGAGGUGUUCUCCAAGGCACCUAUGUGGAUGGAGAGCUGAAUGGACCGGCCCAGGAGUACGACUCUGACGGGAGGCUGAUCUUCAAGGGACAGUACAAAGACAACAAUCGACACGGAGUGUGUUGGAUCCAUUACCCGGAUGGAGGCAGCCUCGUCGGGGAAGUCAAUGAAGAUGGAGAGAUGACGGGAGAAAAGAUCGCCUAUGUGUACCCUGACCAGAGGACUGCGCUCUAUGGGAAGUUCAUUGACGGAGAGAUGCUCGAAGGGAAACUGGCCACCCUCAUGGCCACCGAAGAAGGGAGGCCACACUUUGAAGUGACGUCGGGAAGUUCCGUGUACCACUUUGAUAAAUCGACUUCCUCCUGCAUCUCCAGCGAUGCUCUCCUUCCAGACCCUUAUGAGUCUGAGAGGGUUUAUGUUGCCGACUCUCUCAUCUCCAGUGCUGGAGAAGGGCUGUUUUCCAAGGUAGCAGUUGGACCUAAUACUGUUAUGUCGUUUUAUAAUGGAGUCCGAAUUACACACCAAGAGGUUGACAGCAGGGAUUGGGCCCUAAAUGGGAACACUCUCUCCCUGGACGAGGAGACAGUCAUUGAUGUGCCCGAGCCCUACAACCACGUGUCCAAGUACUGUGCCUCCUUGGGACACAAGGCCAAUCACUCCUUCACUCCGAACUGCGUCUAUGACCUGUUUGUCCACCCCCGUUUCGGGCCGAUCAAGUGCAUCCGCACCCUGCGAGCUGUGGAGGCCGAGGAAGAGCUGACCGUUGCCUACGGCUAUGACCACAGCCCCCCGGGGAAGAGUGGGCCUGAAGCCCCCGAGUGGUAUCAAGUGGAGCUGAAGGCCUUCCAGGCCACCCAGCAGAAGUGAAAGGCUUGGCACUGGGUCCCAGAGACCUGGAGUAGAAACUUGGAUCUAUGCACUACAUUUAUCUGACAACGGGACAACCAGGGACUAUUCAUGCCAUGACAUCACAUCCUCUCACCCUGCGUUAGCAACGACUCUCUCUCUCUCUCUCUCUCUCUCUCUCUCUCUCUCUCCCCCCCCCCUCUCUCUCUCUCUCGCAUACUAACUAGGUUUGACUGUAUUACUCGUACCAGAUUUAAAAUUAGCUAGCCUUGCCACAACGCCCUACUGAGAGGUACUGUCGAACUGUAGACAGCAUGAUGUUCUUUGAUGGUGAAAGUCUAAAUCUGGACCGUGUUCAGAGAUACCAAAUGAUGAGGCUGAAAAGGGGAAACGGGGUUCUUCAGUCUCUUCUUCUUCUUUUUAUUUUUUUUUCCAUGAUGUUUUCUCUAUGGCCAGUGCAAAUGGUGUUGUCACCCUUGCAUGUUGCCAACCGCAGGGCAGGAAGCAAUUACAUCUUUAUAUACACGUAGGGUCAUUUGCCUUUUAACCUUUGAUCUGUAUCUCUUGCAGUAGAAUGGCUUUGUUUUUGUUGUUCCUCUCCUAGUGACCCGAAGCCCAGUGUUUUGAGUAAUUUCUUUAGCUUCACUAUACUAGCUAUACUUUACAAGAGAAAGCUUCCACUUGGAUUUUGCAUUUGUAGCAGCGUACAGGUCUCUCUGGUCCUUUCUCUGCCAUUUCACUCUUACGUCCUGAUAUAAAGUCCUGGCUCCUAGGGCCAGACUGUUAUUUAUAGACUUACUAUUCUCGCAUGUAAACAAGGAUAUCUUUGCUUUCAGAUGUGAGAAGAAAUGGAUUUACCUUGUUUGCAUCAAGUUAUGGAAGGGUUUUAAGAUACACUUUCAGGAAGAAGAGAGGGAAGUUAUAUCUAAGCAGUUGUUAUGGCAACUUUGCAGUAUCUCCAGUAGUGUUGCUAAUUUUUUCUUCUUCUUGGGUACACAUUAAUUGUACAUAACCUAGUACAGUCUGGCUUGUGACACACACAGCUCAUUGAAUUCAAACACAAUAGCCAGUGUGCAUUCUAAGGCAGAAUGCAAAAUUCUCUUUGAAAUCAGUGUCACGAAGGCAGACAUGCUGAUAUCGAUAGGUACAAAUCAGAUCUCUAGCUAAGGCUUCUCGUCACAGCGGAUUUCAAAGCAUUUAGCUGCUUCCAAGAGUUCACACCUGCGCGGUUAAUCCCGCUAGCGUCUCAGCCUCCUCAAGCCAUAUGUAAUCACAAUUGCAGAAGUACAGAGAAAACCCCAUUAUUUUACUUUAGCACAUUAGAUCUGUAAUGUAACUGGGUCGCUCUGAAUGAAUGCCGAGUUUGGGGAACACUCCCCUCCCCCAAGGUGUCCAUCACCGAGAAGGCCUGGGAACAACAGUUGCUGAAGCCGGUAGCUGUCCACAGUGCUACCUGUGGCCUGUGUCGGUUUAGGCUUAAAAGCUAAAGCUUUCCAAGCUGCAAUAAAGGGCUCUGGGAAAGGGGAGAGAUGCUUGGGAGUAGGUGGAAAUGGAGAGAGGAGACAGGUAGAGAGCGGUUUGAUAUUCUGUGGUCAGUUGCAUCUUGGUCUUCACAACUUUCAGGAGUGCUUUAUCUGGGGCUGCGACACAGCUUUUCCAUCAAGAGCCCCAGGUGGAGAACUCAGCCCUCAGUUGUGAUAGCCACCCCUGGGCUCUUUCACAAGCUUCCUGACAUACCUACCGUCAGGCUCUGCACCCAGGUGACGAUGCUGCCCGGGAGUGCUAGUCACAUCCCUGUUUGAAAGCUUAAGGAGCGAGUUCCCUCGGGAGAAACGUCCUCUGGACUUUCGAGGAGCCUCCUGCAAAGAGGACUGAAUAGUUUUCAGACUGCAAGUCAGCAGGAUAGGAUGGCUUCUAUUCUGUAGAAAGACACCAUUCAGUAAACUCUGACAGGAGGCUGAGUCUGUGGGUUCAGAUUCUGAGAGGAGCUUUUCUGUAAAUGUGCCCAAAGAGAGUUGGCUGCUUUGGGGAGAACAAUGGCUGAACUUCAGUGACCAGAUGAGAAGGAGGACGGAGGACGAGAGAACAGGUUCCACCUCCAAUCGCCCAGGCUCACAGGAUUUCACACCUGGGGAUGGAACCUUAGCCUCAGUUGCUGUAGGGGCUCAACCUCUAUCCUAAAGGGCUACUCUAGCAAUCUCAUCCAAAUGGGACUCAAAAACAAUUUGGGGGGGCUUAAGGGCCAGCAAAAAACGUUUAGCAGGUAAAGGUGCUGUUGGCAAGCCGAUGGCCUGAGUUAAGCCUUAGGACAUAUAUAGUAGGAGAGAAACAACUCCUGAAGGCUAGCCUCUGACCACACCCAGCAUGGCACGCACCCGCCCCUCCACACACACACACACACACACACAUGUGGCUGGGAAACCGAUCUACUUUUCCCAUCCCACAGUGGAGGAAGACACACUGGACUUCAAACCCAGCAGCAAUGUGUCGGUGACCCUUAGACACAGGAAGCAGACCCUCAGAGCCGAGCCUCCCUGUCUCCCCUCGCCCUGGGUUCCUGGUGCCUUUCAGCUCCUUUUCUUCUGCUGUGUGAGAAGCCUGGGUGUGUGUGUGCAGAAUGGCAGCCCAGCCGAUUGCUCCACCUCUUUCCUUAUGUCUUAAGUUCCUCUUCUCUCUUGCUGGACUCUGUGCCUUUCCCUGACUGUGACCCAUUCCAGUCACUGCCCCUGCCUCCGCCUUCUCUAUCCCUCUCCCUCCCUCUUCCUUUCCCUCCCUCUUCCUUUUACUCCCUCUUCCUCCCUCUUCUUCUCCCUCUCCCUCCCCUCCCCCUUCCCUUGCUUUCCCUUCCCCCUCCCUCCCCUUCCCCCUCCCCUUCUCUCUUCCUCUCUCCAAGUUACCAAGCAUAGGUAACUUGCUUAGUCAUAGGUUGCAACUGUUAAAGAGGCCAGAACCUCACUGUGGAGAAGAGAAGCAGACAGCAUAGGCGCUGCAUAGAGAAUUAGCUGCUGAGGGAGGUUGGGGUUUGCUCCUUGCUUGAACCAAAACAGAAAAGCCUCCGAAUGUGCCUUCUACUGUAGAAGGACAUAGGAAGCGGGCAAGUCUGGUCUUCUCUCAGGAUCAUAAUCACAAACAGCCAUGAUUGAGAUUCUGUGUGGUAGAGAAGAAAAAGAACUGUGCGCUGUCUUCCUGACAGCUGGCGCUUGUGGGCUUACCUGCCUGACGUCAGCACGGGUCUCGAGAGGCCUCAUUCAGAGCUGUCUCAGUCCAACCCUGCAUGACUUGACCCAUCUUUAGCAUCUUUCCUAUGCUGAACUAUUAUUGCCUUGUGUUAGAGUUAGGAGUUAGGACUAGGAACUAAUCCAUGGAGCACGUCCCCCCUAACUGGGGCAUACGCUGGAACUAACAGAAGCAAAAGAAAGAACUGAAAUUAGGACACAAAAGAAUGAUAAGGUUACAGAGUAACAGGCGGAAGACUUGAGUUUCUUAGUACAGAUUCUUAUUUUAAUCCUCUCAAUCCCUGACCUCUCCAGCAACUAAAAAGGAAACCUUUUUUUUUUUUUUGUCAAGGCCUCUUUGAACCUGACUGGGACUAGAGUUCAGCCUCAUUCCCCUUUGGGGUUCAUCAGUCUUGAAAAACUGUUUCCUUAUCACCAACCCUCACACACACACACACACCCACACACCAACAAGGCCAUGUAAUCAUUUACAACAUUUAAUUGUGACAAUUAAAGUUGCGUUGAGCAGCAAAUACAGCUCAAAGUCCAACAUCUGCCUAGCAGCUAGAGGCCCUGGCUUACGUCCCUAGUACUGGGAGUGGAAGGGUCAAUUGUGAACACUGAAAUAAAAGGUUGUCUUCGUGAGACAGUAUGUGACACUUUUAUUAAUUUUACUUAAUUGGUUUAAGAAAAAAAAUCUAAAUUUCUCACUGCAAAAAUGCACUUCUACAUUUUCCAAGAAGGUCAAGAGUUCUAGGCUUUGGUUAUUCUCAAACAGCCACCUCAAAUUCUGUCUUCAAAGUAGAGAUUUAGAAUCCAGACAUCUUUUAUUUUAGACAAACAAGCAAAACUAUGUUGCAAGAUGGAGAGUCGCAAUGUUUCUUUGCUGCAGAUCAAAGGUUCACAAAUAUCUUCAAUUUCCAGGUACAGGGAGGUACCUUGAUAGAUUCCCGCCCUGAGGCUUGCAUUGCUGCAGCGGGGCAGCGGGGCUUGGAUUGCUUUCCCUUCUAAAAUUUUAAGCUUUGGUGUCAGUGUUUUUUGGGUUUUAGUUUUGGAGGGUUGUUUUUGGUUUUGGUUUGGUUUUGCCGGGGUUGGGGAGGGGAGGGGAGGGGUGGUGAUUUUUGUUUUCAAAAAGACUCAAUUUUGUAAGUUUUAUUUUGCCAAACAUGUGCAUACAUAUUCAAAGCAAUGAAACUAUUUCAAGCCAUAAAGCCGCAGGGGUGGAGCCCUUUCCACAAAUUUUAAUGUGUUUGUAUGUAAAUAGCUGUUUGUAUGAAAUAUUUUCAUGGUAGAAUGAAUAUAUUUAAAUGAAGUUGAAUUAUUCCAGUGCUAUUUAAACACAGGACAAAAAUUUUUGGUGAGAAUUAUCUGAGUCUAUUGAGAUAUAAUGCAGAUCAAUUUUCAUUUUUAGAAAUCAAAAAGCCUACAAACCGCUCUGACUGAUGACCACCUCCUGGUGGGGUGGCGUCCGAUGUGAGGUAGGCUUCCCCAGUGCCUCAGCCGCUUUCUGGUGGUAAGUUCGGUGCUAAAGGAGACGUGUUUACCUUUUAGUGAUUCCCGCAGGCCUCUGAGGGGCCUGAGAGCGAAUCGAGGCGUUAGAGACACCGGUGCAGUUAUACGAGCACAAUUAUUUUUGCAGGGCAGCAGAAUCAGAAGCCAGACUUGUAAACCUCGGAGCUGGGUUUCCCGGCUACCUUCACUCGCCACCCCUAACUGCCUAGUCACGAUGUCAGGGAAGCUACCCUCAGUGGAGUUGGGGUCUGGACCCCGGGGUGGGACUUCACAGAGUUACCAAUGCUUUUUGCCUUCUGACCUCCCUCUCCUCGAGGGAGGAGGCGAGCAGCCGCUGGCAGGGGCCAUCCUCAGCACAGUCCUUAUCCAGUCUCAGCUCUGGAAGACUAUGCAUCUAAGCACCCGACUUCAGCCAGAGAGGGAGACUUCCGUGGAUAAUGGAAACCCUUGAUUCCUGUCUGUGAUUUUACACGCAGUUGUUAAAUGUCAUUUUAAUAUGAAGACCAUUCAUGUACCUAAUACCUUCCAACUCUUGAGUUACUGGAAAGAAAAACAAAACAAACAAACAAAAAAUCCUUUACAAAAUGAUAUUUCACUUGAGUGCGUUCCCCAACCCACCUUUGGCCCUGGGUUAUAACAAAACAAUAAUCUGACAAAUUUCACUGUGUACGCUAGCAAUAUGAACACUGAGCCAGUGCCCCCUUACCUAUCUACUUGGUUACUAUAAUUAUUCUUGAUGCUACAGGGGCUAUGUACGUCACACCUGGUGGUUGCAUAAGCGAGUUAUGAAGUUAUGUCCACGAUUCUUGGCUCCUUUCUUCAAAUGUUUUCUUUUUUUUUUCCUCUUGGUUUUUCUAUGUUCUCUUUCUAUCCUACGAGGCAUUUUCUUGGGUUGUGAGGUACGUUUAUGGAGUGGAAGCCAGGGGGUUAUGCUUUCGGCCUUGAUUGUAACCAAAAGUCAACCCAUCACAGUUAAAAAGAAAAAAAAACCAUCUUUGGUCUUUUGUGGAAUUUGAACUAAAUCUAUGAGCCUUAUUCAAUAUAUAAUUCUAUGAUUUUUUUUUUAAUUACGGGAAAUCAAUGGAAGAUGUUUACAUGAGUAAUGUUUGCCCUUACUGUGUUAUGAAUGAAUUUUUUGUAGUGUGUCUGGGCGCAUGUGCAAGAAAGUAGGAAAAAUGUUUCUGAAACAAAACUUGACAAAUAUUUGUAAUGAAAAGUAAACUUAAAGAUUGCUAUAAUUGCGCUAUAGAAACAAUGCAAGUAUUAAACAAAAUAUACAAUC